Messenger RNA from Orcinus orca (killer whale), 1990 nucleotides. Its product is annotated as histone H3.3A. The record is from RefSeq and is a predicted model, not a curated record. Gene Ontology annotation, cellular component: nucleosome. Gene Ontology annotation, molecular function: structural constituent of chromatin; DNA binding; protein heterodimerization activity. Bases 161 to 571 code for a protein of 136 amino acids. NCBI's taxonomy places the organism in Eukaryota, Metazoa, Chordata, Mammalia, Artiodactyla, Delphinidae. The transcript is spliced from 4 exons.
AAAAACGGAGGUAUAGGGGGGGCCUGGAACGCAGAGCGGUUUGGUCGUUAGUCGGAGGAGCUUCUUCCGUUAGUUCGGCGACUGCGGCUCUUCAUUGGGCAGCAGGAGCGGCGCGGCUGUCGGAGAAGCGGCGUAGAACUUAGGCAUUGGGUGAAAGAACAUGGCCCGAACCAAGCAGACCGCUCGUAAGUCCACGGGUGGCAAAGCGCCCCGCAAACAGCUGGCCACUAAAGCCGCCAGGAAAAGCGCCCCCUCUACCGGCGGGGUGAAAAAACCUCAUCGCUACAGGCCCGGGACCGUUGCGCUUCGAGAAAUCCGUCGUUACCAGAAAUCCACCGAGCUUCUGAUCCGGAAGCUGCCUUUCCAGAGGUUGGUGAGGGAGAUCGCCCAGGAUUUCAAAACCGAUUUGAGGUUCCAGAGUGCCGCCAUUGGUGCGCUUCAGGAGGCUAGUGAAGCGUACCUGGUGGGUUUGUUUGAAGAUACUAAUCUGUGUGCCAUCCACGCUAAGAGAGUCACCAUCAUGCCCAAAGACAUCCAGUUGGCUCGCCGGAUACGGGGAGAGAGAGCUUAAGUGAAGGCAGUUUUUAUGGUGUUUUGUAGUAAAUUCUGUAAAAUACUUUGGUUUAAUUUGUGAUUUUUUUGUAAGAAAUUGUUUAUAAUAUGUUGCAUUUGUACUUAAGUCAUUCCAUCUUUCACUCAGGAUGAAUGCGAAAAGUGACUGACUGUUCACAGACCUCAGUGAUGUGAGCACUGUUGCUCAGGAGUGACAAGUUGCUAAUAUGCAGAAGGGAUGGGUGAUAUUUCUUGCUUCUCAUGAUGCAUGUUUCUGUAUGUUAAUGACUUGUUGGGUAGCUAUUAAGGUACUAGAAUUGAUAAAUGUGUACAGGGUCCUUUUGCAAUAAAACUGGUUAUGACUUGAUCCAAGUGUUUAACAAUUGGGGCUGUUAAGUCUGACCAUACAUCACUGUGAUAGAAUGUGGGCUUUUUCAAGGGUGAAGAUACAAGUCUUAACCACAGUGUAACUUACAGUUUCCUUAUUAAAAAAAAAAAAAAGUAAACCUGGCAGCUAUAGAAUACACUAUGUGCAUUUAUAAUAGCUAUUUUAUAUAUUGUAGUGUCAACAUUUUUAAAUUAAAUGUUUUACAUUCACAUGUGGUGGGGAGUCUUGUCAUUAAGGUGUGUGUAACAUAGAGUCCGGUUGGUUUUCUCCUAACUAGACUGCACUUGUUUUUCAUACGUAGUAAGAUGCUUUGUGCAUUAUACCUUGCAUAAGUCCUCAUUCUACCACAUGUUAACUAAUCCUCUAGCUGAUAAUGCAGACACUAACGGGGGGAUUUAUUUAUAAGGGCUCUAGAAUAUAAUACAAGUUAUUCACACCAGCAUCAUCUGUUACUAAUAUAGUAGUUAGUGCAGCUUUUCUUUGUGUUGUGGUUGGUCUCAUAACUAGGUUGAGUUUUUCUCUACCAGGAGGGAACAAUACCGAACUUCUUUUCCUUGUGGAGUUUGUAUUAUAAUAACCCUUAGGGUAAACUUGCUGUGGGGGAGGGACACACAGCUUCAGCUCAUGGAACCUCUGCCGGUUAAAAUGGUGUCAUCUGGUAUAAGGUCCUGGGAAAAAUCACUUCAUAGAGAUGCUUUCCAAGUGGUUUUCAAACUUAUUCUUCUAUUGAAGUUUUUAGGUCAAUUAUGUAUGUUGACUAAAUUUACAAAUAAACUUGUUUAUCCAACUAAGUGUCAAAAACCUAAAUUGAAUGUUGAAAGCUUAAUACAUCUUUUAUCUAGGUCCUUUAAGUUUAUUUCAGGUUUUGCUUGGUAGACAAAGGAAGCAUUUAUUUGCAGAAAUAUUUCUACAAAGCAUGUAAAGAGCUCUCUGCUCUAUAAAAAUGCCAUGACAGCUGUAUAUGCAGUGUGGGCUUAAGAUUGUAUUAAUAUGAUUCUCCCCCCUGCCCCUCUGUUGUGAAGGAAAGUAAAUUUCUUUGAAAUUCCAGGA